Molecule: messenger RNA, 645 nt
Organism: Penicillium cinerascens
Lineage: Eukaryota; Fungi; Ascomycota; Eurotiomycetes; Eurotiales; Aspergillaceae
Product: putative GPI anchored protein
Exons: 2
Coding region: 1-645 (214 amino acids)
Source: RefSeq, a predicted model, not a curated record
AUGCGUACACAGCAGCUUCUCACUCUCGGUGGCCUCGUGCUUGCCGGCAAUGUGGCCAUCGCAGCCAAGCUGGAACACGAUGACGUUCCUAACCGUUGCUGGGCUGUCUGCGGUCCCGUCGUGGGAACCUCGGAGCGGUGUGAUCACCAGCACGACAAUGACUCGGCUGAGCUGAAGUGCAUCUGCGACUGGAGCUCGGCGAAGACCCAAAUUCCCCUCUGUGCAGUUUGCAUCACCCAGCAUGGAAACAACGACAACGACAACGACAACGACAACGACAAUGACAAUGACAAUGAUCACAACAACGACAACGAUAAUGACCGUGAUGGUGAUGGUGAUGGUGAUGACAACGAGGCCCUUGAUAUCGUGCGCUCUUGCAACUUCAGCACGACUACAUACAACGCGGCUGCUGCCACAACAAUGAGUGCCACUGCUACCGCAACCGACUCGACUUUCCACGCUGCGACCACAUCUGGUGGCUCCGGCAGUGACUCUACUAGUUCCAGUGGCUCGAUUAGCUCCGAUUCAACUCAAACGGGAAGCUCUGUUUCGUCUACCCCGACCCUCGACGCUGCUGCAGGUGUAUCCGUUCCUGGAGCUGCUGCUCUCGCUAUCGCUGGUCUGAUGCCCCUGGCUUGGCUGUAA